Cavia porcellus (domestic guinea pig) is the source of this 5827-nucleotide messenger RNA. It is a transcript of the gene Tnfrsf11a, whose product is annotated as TNF receptor superfamily member 11a. Gene Ontology annotation, cellular component: external side of plasma membrane. Bases 185 to 1888 code for a protein of 567 amino acids. Gene Ontology annotation, molecular function: cytokine binding; tumor necrosis factor receptor activity. NCBI's taxonomy places the organism in Eukaryota, Metazoa, Chordata, Mammalia, Rodentia, Caviidae. Gene Ontology annotation, biological process: ossification; multinuclear osteoclast differentiation; lymph node development. The record is from RefSeq and is a predicted model, not a curated record. The transcript is spliced from 10 exons.
GCCGCGUCGAGGGGCCCCGAGGCGGCAGAGGCGCGGCGCCCAGCCCGCCUGCACCGCGCCAUGGCCCCGCGCGCCCGGAGGCGCGGCCCGCUGUCCCGGCUGCUGGCGCUGUGCGCGCUGCUCGCCCCGCUGCAGGUGACCUUCCAGGUCACUCCUCCGUGUGUUACUGACAGGCAAUACAAGCAUGCUGGGCGGUGCUGCAACAAAUGCGAACCAGGAAAGUACAUGUCUUCUAAAUGCACUACUACCUCUGACAGUGUGUGUUUGCCCUGUGGCCCCGAUGAAUACUUGGAUACCUGGAAUGAAGAAGAUAAGUGUUUGCUGCAUAAAGUUUGUGACACAGGCAAGGCCCUGGUGGCGGUGGAUCCUGGCAACCGCACGGCCCCGCGGCGCUGCGCCUGCACGGCUGGGUAUCACUGGAGCCAGGACUGCGAGUGCUGCCGGCGCAAUUCGGAGUGCGGGCCUGGCUUUGGCGCUCAGCACCCCUCUCAACAUGGACACCGUGUGCAAGCCUUGCCUUACAGGCUACUUCUCAGAUGCCUUUUCUUCCACUGACAAAUGCAAACCCUGGACAAACUGUACUGUUCUCGGAAAGAGGGAAGAACAUCGUGGGACAGAGAAAUCAGACGCGGUUUGCAGUUCUUCGCUGCCAUCUAGAAAACUGCCGCGGGAGCCCCGGAUUUACCUGCCCAGUGUAAUCAUCCUGCUUCUCUUCGUGUUUGUGGCAUUAGUAGCUGCUGUCAUCUUUGGUGUUUACUAUAGGAAAAGGGGAAAAACAGUGACAGCGAAUUUGUGGCACUGGGUCAAUGAUGCUUGCAGUCGCCUAAGUGGAAAUAAGGAGUCCUCAGGCGACAGCUGUAACAGUGUCCACUUGGCAGCCUCUCCUCAGCACGAGGUGUGUGAAGGUGUCUUCCUGCUGACUCUGGAGGAGAAGAUUUCACCAGAUAGGUGCUGUCUGGACGGUGCUGGUGUCUUCAGGGGUGCACGUGCAGGAGCUGGGCCCUGUGCACAGGGUGAAGAAGCCAGGACUUUCUCUCUGGUGGAGAUCGAUGGGGACCCCUUCAGGCAGAUUCCCACGGAAGACGAGUACGUGGAUAGGCCCUCGCAGUCCCCAGAGUGUUCCCUCUUGCGGACCCAGCCUGGAAGCAAAUCCACACCCCCUUUUUCGGAGCCCCUGGAGGUGGGGGAGAAUGACAGUUUAAGCCAGUGCUUCACAGGAACUGAAAGCGUGGUGGAUUCAGAAAGCUGUAACUUCACGAAGCCCCCGUAUAGAACUGACUGCAUUCCUGAGUCCCCUGAAAAAUAUUCCCCAAAAGAGGGGGGAGAUGGCGGCGGCCCACGCUGGGCAGCCAGCGCCAGCUUGGCAGGUGACUGCACAGGCUGCGGGGACCCUCCCGGGGAGGACCAUGAUGCCCUCGAGAGUUCCCCGACGUGUGGACACUUGCCUCAGUGUGCCUGUGGCAUCGGCCUUCCCACUGAGGAAGCAGCCAGCAGGGCAGAGGGGGGUGAAGCGCCCCAGGAUGGGGAUGAUGCCAGGCUUCCAGGCUCCUCCAGGGGAGGCCCCGGAUCUGGGAGCUCCUCCAGUGACCAGCCUCCUGUGUCUGGAACCGUGACCGGGAACAGUAACUCGACGUUCAUUUCCAGCGGACAGGUGAUGAACUUCAAGGGCGACAUCAUCGUGGUCUACGUCAGCCAGACGUCGCAGGAGGGCGCGGCGGGGCCGGCGGGCGCGGGCGCGGAGCCCGUGGGGCGCCCGGUGCAGGAGGAGACGCUGGCGCGCUGCGACUCCUUCGCGGGCAACGCGCCCCGCUUCGCGGACACGGUCGCCGAGGCGCUGCGGGAGCCGGGCGAGGCCUCGCGGCCGGUGCAGGAGCAGGGCGCGGGCUGAGCGGAGCGGCCGGGCGCGCGGUUCCCCCUGCGGUUCCCGCCCCGGAGGGCCCGGACUCUGCGGAGCGGGGCGGGGCGCGGCGAGUGCACCCCGCGGGCGCGCCGGGCCGGCCGUGUCGCCCUCGCUGCCUUCCCGCCUCGCGCAGGGUCGCUUCGUCCCUGAUUGCCACCUCUUGACAACUUUGUUGUGACUGUCUGGUGUCGUCCAGGCUGUGUUUUUAUUCACUUUCUUUCAUAUUUCCUGAUACUUUUUCCUGCACCUUUUUUUUCCUAUUUAAGGAAUUUUUCAAAACCCUUCUUAAAACAAAUAUAUAUAUAUAUAUAUAUAUAUAUAUAUAUAUAUAUAUAUAUAUAUAUAUAUUUCUCGGCUUCACACUGUUCUGCUGAUGCUGUCCUAGUGUGUGUCUACGAACUUAACUUUCAGGGAAAGGCUAGGUCUGCAAAGCCUUGAAUCUUGGAAUGAGGUGCAGGGUACCUGUAGACGGACUUUUAUUUUCUGAGAAAUGUUCAGGGUCCCCAUUUUUCUAAACGGAAGAAAACAGGAAUGUUUUCCCCCCUGUGAAUGUUUUUAAGUUUGUAUAGCUCCUGGAGCGGAGCUGGGUUCAGUGCGUGGCCUUGUCCCCUCCCACCGUCAGUGGCAACAGGUAUUUGGCAACUAUCUUAAAAAAAAUUGGCAGCUGGAUCUCUAAAAAUUGCUACAGUUGACAUUCUUAAUCUUGAUGUCUCUCUGAAGGUGAAAAUAAUAAUGAUAAUCAUAAUCGUAGGGCACUGGGUUUGCCUGCCCACAAAGUGGAAAGGAGGUGUCAGGGAAGUUCAAGAAAGAAUAAAAUUGAGAUUAAUUUGCAUUUUCUCUUUCCAGAGAUGAAUGCCAUGAAUAUGUUUAAACAGUAGACCCUUCUUUCUUCCUAAAUAAUUGUGCAUCUGUAAGUUAGCCUCCACGAAAAUACCCCUACUUGUUUUUAGUGCAUUUAAAUGACUAACCAAAUCCUCACAUUGUGAGUAUAAGACAGCUUAUUACCUGCCUCACUUUUCUCUUGCAAUUGGUCCUCUUGCAAGAUAACAGAACACGAGUCGGCCUGAAAUGAAAUCACCUGUGUGGAUUUAUCUAGUGUGGCCAGGGAGCCACAGUGGUUUUCCUCAAUACUGGAGAAAUGUAUUUCUCACCUUAGCAAAUUAAAAGUCACUUUGCACAUCUCGUAGGUGCUAAUAAUGGUCACUGUGCUGACUUUAAUGGUCAUAGAUGUCCACCUGAAGAGGAAAACGGCUGUGCAUCGUUGUCUUUCUCCUGGUCUCAGUUCUCCUUGAAGUGCAGGGUGAGAACAGUCGACUGUGACUUUUAAUGCAGAAGCAGGGGACAGCUCUGUCCUGCAUGGGAUCCUCACCAUGCAGAUGCGAAUAACUGCAGGAAUAACUGCCAGAAUAACCCGUUGGUGGGAAUUUACCAUCUUUUCUAUCCUUUUAGUUAACAUCCAUCCAGAGCAAAAUACAACAAAAUGGGGAAAAAAACAUACCUUUUGAUCCAGAACAUAUUAAACAGACAAAAUAAUAGUUCACGAAGUAGAAUGCUGAGCUAAAAACCCACAUUUCCACUGUGACUGUCAUUAUCUUAUUUCACCUCUCUGUUUUAAUUGUACUUUCUACGAAAUGACAAUAAUGAUAAUUUAUCAUAGUUUUCUUACCCAGAGGUAUCAAAUGGAUGCUACAGUGAAUGUUAAAGUACCUUGAACUCCUUAAAUAAAAGGAGCUUUAUUAGUACAUUUUGUCUAAUUUCAGAAAAAUGCUAUUCUUUCCCAUAGAUGUCUACUAAUGCUGUAUCAUUCCAAAGGCAACUGAAUGAUGGGAAAUGGAUAGCAAAUAUAGGUGUGUCUGUAUAGAGACAUAGGUAACCAAUGUAAACAGAAUAAAAUGAAACCAAUAAAAAAUCAUUUGGUGGACAUGAUACAGAGAUUAUUAAACUAAUAUUUGACCAUAAAAUAUUUUUCAUGGCUUGCUAAAACAAGUUUCAUUUCAAACUUGUGAUCCAAUGUAUUCCUGAUUUGUAUGGCAUGCUGAGGUGUCACAUGUUGGUUUUAUUUUGUGUUUUGUUGAUUCUCUUGAUAACAGGCUUGGGAGAAAAAAUCCUUUGAUGAUGUAUCUGCUAUGAAUCUCACAAGAGAACUACAUGCAGUCUUCCUACUAGUGAGAGAGUUGAAGGGGAAGGACCUGCAGAGGGGACUGCGGCCUACCCACAUUUACUCCACUGCUACAAGACAGGAUUAAUUUCUUUUUCUACCUGAGGAUGUGAAAAGUGGUUUGAAUGUAAUGUAUAGAAACUUCAUAGGGCAGGGGAACGUAUUGUUACUGUAUAAGAAACCAUUCCAAAGCUCAAUAGCUUAGAACAACUGCCACUUACCUAGUUUACUAGGAUCAGCUUGGUUUACUGGAUCGGCUCCGGAGGAUUUUCAGGCCCAGGUCCCGCAAGGCUGGACUUCCUCGCCUGGUUGCAGUGAGCAGGCUGGUCGUUGGGGGUGUUCUGGGCUUCACAUGGUCUUUUGUCCUUCCACCCUUCAAGCAAGGCUGGUUCUUCUGGUGAUGUCGGGGCCCAGGGAAAGCAGGCAAAAUCCAGCCAGGCUCCUUGAGGUGUAGGCACUGAUGGACACACUUUCCUUCAGCCACUUCUGUUGGCCAAAGCAAGUCCCAAGGCCAGUGUACAUUCAAGAAGUGGGAGACAGACCCCUGUAAGAAGAACUAAAGAGUAGCGUAGCUGGGUGGGUUACGAAAAGGGGCAGCUGGGGACCCCUUUGUCACGUGUCUCUCACAGGGACAUUAUUUGGAUCAAAAUGGUGCAGAGAAGAGUUCUAUCUGGAAACAAAGCAGGCACGUUUCCCAACUCCUGAUAAAUGAAGGAUUCCUUUUGGGUCCUGACCUAGAUCCCCCAUCCCCCAAAUGAGUGUAUGGCGGAGGUUUAAAUAAAAUAAAACAAAUCGUAUGAUUUUAGGGCUCCAGGAGUGUCAAAACCCUUUAGUUGAGCUCCAGACUCUGAGGGCUAAGACACAGAGUUUUCUGGACUGCCCACUUUAUUUAUUAGGCCCAACAACAAGGGGCAGGGAAACUGAGGAAAGAGCAGGCAAUGAGCAGGACCUUGGGAGUCACUUCAAGGACGUCUCCAAGUAGUGAAUCAAGUCAAUUCAGUAGAACUGUCUUAUCAUGAAGACACGGUAGGAGUGAGACUGUAGGAAUAAUUCUGCAACUGCAGUCUCCAUCUACUUAAUUGAUGUUUGGGCCAAGUGUCCACAGCUGUGGCCUUAUCUUGCCCUUUGAGGUAUCUCUGGCCUCACAGGCCACUGCAGGCCUCAGCCAGGACCAGUGAUUCAUAGAGGUUCACUCACUGUGAAUCAGCAAGGGGCCUAGGCCUAGGACAGACUCACAGAUAAACAUAGAAAGCCAAUUAGUAAAAUUGAAAUCCUGCUCAGAUCUGCUUCGUAGUGGUCUCCAACAGAUUCCCUCUCUAUAAUCGAAUUCCUCCAGUGGGAGAGACAUUCAUGUUCAUAUUUAAGUAUCAAAAUCUCUUCCAAAGUAAAUGGAGAUGAUUUGGGAAUUGGGCCUAUGAUAUUACUGCCAUACUCCAUUGCACAGAAAAUUGAAACAUGACUUUAUAAAAUAAGAAAACUGGGAAGAUGCUUUGGGUAGAUGAACCAGUUAAUAAGCAGAUAGAAGACUUAGUGUUCACCUUUACUGUGCGUCAACAAAUAUGCUUUUUAUGUACUGGGAUAAAGAGUGACAUGAACCAAGCACUGUCUGUGAUGGACAUGUGGGGUAGUACAGACCUGUUUGUUCUCUGUAGUCUUGAAAGCAUAUGAUUCCCCUAGUCCAUUUGCCUCGAGACACUGUGUGUGUGGUGCUCUGGUGCAAGUUGCACAGUCUGAUUUGGGAGAGGGAAUAAAGCUCUCAAGACCCUGCA